GAUCUGAUUGGUCAGUGGGCGGAGAUUUUCACAGGUUCACAUGCUCCCGACCAGGUUAGGUGUUCAUCGUAAAUUACCGUGGCGAUAUACCCAGAGAGGGAGAGUCAGAGACCAACAGAGGACUGUUGCAGCUGAUCUGUGCGGUACAUCUGUGGACCGAGAACUAAGACUGGAGGUCUGUAAGAAAAAUGAGUCUUCUGCAAUCCAGCAAUGCAACUCCAAAUGGAGACCAAAAUACCACAAAUGGCUCUGAUAGGCAUCCAGAAAAUCUCCCCGAAUGGUUCAUGGCUGCGAUUCCUGUGUACAUUCUGCUCAUUUCCAUCUUUGGGAUUGUGUUAAAUGUGUUUAUCCUGAUGGUUUUCUGCUUCCACAAGAAGGCAUGCACUGUGGCUGAGAUCUAUUUGAGCAAUCUGGCUGCUGCUGACCUUUUUUUGGUUGCUUGUUUGCCAUUCUGGGCGGCCUAUAUAAUCAAAGACUACGACUGGCCCUUUAAUGGUCCCAUGUGUAAACUGGUUAGCCUUUCCAUCACCACGAACACCUACUGCAGCAUAUACUUCCUCGUUCUGAUUAGCAUAGACCGCUUUGUCGCUCUGGUGCACCCACUGUCCAAUACAAGAAUGCGUAGGCCAAAAUUUGCUAAACUUGGCUGUCUGCUGGUGUGGGUUUUUGAUUUUCUUCUGAGUAUCCCCAUGCUAAUGUACCGAAAGUUAAAGUUAGAUGAAGGUAAUAAUACAUUAUGCUCUUUUGAAUUUCCAACCGAAACUGUAUAUCUGCUCUAUGAGGGGACGAUAUCUCUGUUCAUCUUCAUCAUUCCCAUUUUCAUUAUUUUCUUCUGCACCUACAAGAUAGUCCGAGGUCUGAAUGCACGCUUAAACUCCCAGAAAACAGAGCAGAAGGCGACCACACUGGUGCUCGCAGUCCUGCUCGCGUUCCUGAUCUGCUGGGUGCCAUUCCACCUGGUUAGGAUCGUAGAACUUGUUUUAGUCUUAAAACCGUUAGCUGUCCGAACAGCUGUAGACACCUGCAGGAUGAUCUUUCUCUACUUAGGCUUCUUCAACAGUGUUCUCAACCCUGUCCUGUACGUCAUCGUAGGAAAGAAAUUCCGUAAAAAAGCCAAGGAGCUGUUCAGUCAAUGGAGCCCUGUGACUUUACGCAACGACUAUACAAGCUCAGAAGUGUUGAGAAGUAUGAAAACUGUGGAAGUCUCAAAUUGAUCCACAUGAUUGCAAUGUGUUUAAGAAGCUAUGGCUUCAUUUUUAAAGAACAAGAAGGAGGCAAAAAAGAAGAAGAAAGCUAAGAAGCGGAAGAAGGCCUUUUAUAUGCACAUCUCAUAGUUGCAGGGCAUUUCAAAAACAGAAGCAAGACAAGAAGGCAAACUUGCACACUUGCGUAUUGACACAAAAAAGUGAAUGCGCAUAAAAUAAGUGCAUACGCAAAAUCACCGUCGGAUUCAUGACACGUGCAUACCAGCCAAUUUUGUUCUCACCAACUUGUGUAUGUUAGUCAAUCACAAUUUUUUUUUAAUCCACAGGCGCGUGCCCGCAACCUUCAAUCAGCAUACUACCACGCCCCAUCUGAGAUAUAGGGACAUUCGAUUGGGGUAUCAGGAUGAGUGCGAUGAGAUGGAGGCACUUAAUUUUUUAGGAGAUGGCCCCAAAAGGAGAAAAAAGAUCGGUGUGUCUGUGGGUUUAAGUUUGCCACACACUAGGCGAUUUUAACCCCCCGAUUUUGGGCCUGAUUUGCCCCUCCCCCUUGCAAUUUGUUUCAGCAAGGCUAGAUCUUUACACUUUCUUAGACGUAAAUCCCAAUCCUGUAUGUUCCCUGCUGCUCUUAAAUAUUCUCAGAUGAAUCAACUGGUUUUGGUAACAGAUGCGAUAUUGAGUGGUCAACGAUUAGAUUUAAGAUUUAUAUAUAUAUAUUUUUUUUAAUUUAACUUAAUGGAUUUUUAAUAUGUUAUGCAUUUAGUUAGAAGAGUGUAUAUUAACAUUUUCUGAGAAAGCUGGUCAAUCAUUUGUACGCAUGGUCUCAGGAAGUUCUAUUUUUGUUCAGAGUGAGAACAAAUUCAAGUAAGACUAUAUUGAUGAAUCCCAGAUUUGUGCUUCAAACGUCCGUACGCACGGUUUAAGCAAAUAUUUGUGUGUACGCGCUGUUAGUGAAUGAGGCCAAAUGUUUUGACCCACUAGUCUUCCUCGUGUGAUCUCCUCGCCAUUGAGUUGAACUUUUGUGAUUACAAAAAUCUUUUUUUUUGGUAUAUUGGAUUAUAUGCAUAUAUAUAUUACUUGCCUGAGUACCAUAUUUCCUGAAAUAAUAGACUGUAGACAAAUGGAAGCUUGUCUUGAAAAAUGGCAUGCAUGCUAUUAACUGUUAGCCGCUAAUCAGGAAUAGUGGCUAACACUUAAUGACAUACAAGCAAAUACAAGCCAAGGAAGAAACGCUUUAUAAACUACCAAUAGUGCUCAUAUUACGUGUAUGCCAACUAUCUUAACGUAUAUUACCAUUGCUGUAAUUUAAAGUAAAUUAUAGAAUGUAAUCAUGUUUGUUUUUUUGCCAUUACAUUGCAUGAAUUGUGCUACACUGUACUUUGUAGUAAGGUGUCCGUGGCUGCUGUGUAAGAAUUGUGCAACUCCCUGAUUUUCUCAGCAUGUUGCUGUUUUCACACGAAAAAUCUUGUUGAAAAUAAGGGUGAAAAAAAGAAGCGAGAUCCAGAUCUUAUUGAGUUAUUACAAACAGUCUCAUGCAGUUAUAAUUGACGACAGCAAAUGUUGCAGAUUUUUCCUUGUACUUCAUGUUAAAAAUAUAUUGAAGCAACGUUUGGUUUGGUUUGUUAUUCCUUUUUAGAUGUUUACUGCUGCUGGAAAAUUGCAUAUCAUUCUAAUAGCGUAAAGACUAUAACACGUGAAGUCUGCUAUAUCACACUGUUUUCCUUGUUAGAGUCUAAUCUUGAUGGACAAACAGGAAACUGGGAAACUCUGUGAUGGACAAGAGUUGAUCUUUUAAUGUAUCUGAUAAUUACUUAAACAUAAUGAGAACAUGACCAGAAUCAAUCAAGGGUCUAAUGGGAGAUUAGAUUUGACUCUUUGCAACAAUCCUCUUUCCUGUUUACAUUUUAUUUUUAUUUUUUUACUUUGGGAAUACUUUCGAUGGUGAAAGACUCUUAUUGCCGGAUCUGCUUCUUGGGUUCCAUCAUAAUAAGAUUUUCAAACGUAACACAUUAAUACCACUGCUACAUAAUUAAACAGCACCAAUAGAUGUUUUUUUUUAUUGCAGAAGCUAAUGGAACUAAUGGAGGAAAGAUUAGGAAAGUGUUGUGUUAAUGUUUGUGGUUAACCCCUUGAUAUGACUCUUUCAUGGUAAGAUGUUCCUGAGUGUUUUCUGUGCCUGUGUGGAACUGUGUUUUUUUCUCUGCUCUUUCACAUUGUACUACAAUGGCUGUCUUGUGAUAUUAAAAUUUGAAAAACCAAAA
This is a messenger RNA of Labrus bergylta (ballan wrasse), 3463 nucleotides long. RefSeq names its product B2 bradykinin receptor. The record is from RefSeq and is a predicted model, not a curated record. Gene Ontology annotation, biological process: cell chemotaxis; positive regulation of cytosolic calcium ion concentration; G protein-coupled receptor signaling pathway. Gene Ontology annotation, cellular component: external side of plasma membrane; membrane. Lineage: Eukaryota; Metazoa; Chordata; Actinopteri; Labriformes; Labridae. Gene Ontology annotation, molecular function: bradykinin receptor activity; C-C chemokine binding; C-C chemokine receptor activity.